AAAAAAGAAAAAAAAAAAAAGAAAGCAAAAACCCGAUUCUCCUCGUCCUUCACACUUUACUAUAAAAGACUACUUCAUAAUAAUUUUAUAAAAUCGCAGCUAGCUCUUUCUUCAAAACACUUCUGCUCCGUACACCUUUCUUUCACUAUUUCAGACGCAAAGUGUGAGAAACGAUGGCGUUUCGGGCGGUGAUGUCGAGGCGGGUCACGAAUCGGAGCUCCGAUAUUGGAGCGAGGUGGAUGUCAACGUGGUGGGGGAACGUGGAGCCUGCAGCGAAGGAUCCGAUUCUCGGCGUUACGGAGGCUUUCUUGGCUGAUCCCAGUCCCAGUAAAGUCAAUGUCGGAGUUGGCGCUUACCGCGAUGAUAAUGGAAAACCCGUUGUUCUCGAAUGCGUUAGAGAAGCAGAGAGGAGGAUUGCUGGACACUCAAACAUGGAGUAUCUUCCUAUGGGAGGAAGUGUCAAGAUGGUGGAAGAAACACUAAAACUGGCCUAUGGGGAGAAUUCUGAGUUUAUCAAAGAUAAAAGAAUAGCAGCAGUACAAUCUCUAUCUGGUACUGGUGCAUGCCGACUUUUUGCAGACUUUCAAAAGCGUUUUCGUCCUGAUUCCCAAAUUUACAUACCAGUCCCUACCUGGGCCAACCACCAUAACAUCUGGAGAGAUGCACAAGUACCUCAAAGGACCUUCCAUUACUAUCACCCAGAGACUCGAGGGUUAGAUUUUGCAUCACUGAUGGAUGACAUAAAGAAUGCUCCAAAUGGCUCAUUUUUCCUCCUUCAUGCUUGUGCUCACAAUCCUACUGGAGUGGAUCCUACAGAGGAACAAUGGAGAGAGAUGUCAUACCAGUUCAAGGCAAAGGGUCAUUUUGCUUUCUUUGACAUGGCAUAUCAAGGUUUUGCUAGUGGUGAUCCAGAGAGAGAUGCAAAGUCUAUCAGGAUUUUUCUCGAGGAUGGACAUCUAAUUGGAAUUGCUCAAUCAUAUGCAAAAAAUAUGGGACUGUAUGGCCAGAGAGUGGGAUGCCUUAGUGUGCUUUGUCAAGAUGAAAAACAAGCUGUGGCUGUUAAAAGUCAAUUGCAGCAGCUUGCCAGACCUAUGUAUAGUAACCCACCUCUUCAUGGUGCACUCGUAGUUUCAACCAUUCUUGGUGAUCCGGAUUUGAAGAAUUUAUGGCUUAAAGAAGUUAAGGUCAUGGCAGAUCGCAUCAUCGGAAUGCGAACAGCUCUACGAGAAAAUCUUGAAAAGUUGGGAUCACCCUUAUCAUGGGAGCACAUAACUAAUCAGAUUGGUAUGUUUUGUUAUAGUGGGUUGACCCCUGAACAAGUGGAUCGUUUGACGAGCGAAUUUCAUAUUUACCUUACUAGAAAUGGUCGUAUCAGUAUGGCGGGUGUCACUACAGGUAAUGUUGGAUACUUAGCUAAUGCCAUCAACGAGGUCUCGAAAUCUGCUUAGUGGCUUGUUCCAGAAGUCAAAUUCUUAGAGGGUGCCUUAGAUAUAAAGUCGAAGACAUCACAAAUUUCAUUGGGAUUUUUGUAAUCUUCCUUCCCAUUCAUAAAUGAAUUGGAAAGGAUGUAAUAAAAGAGACAUCAUUAUAUGCUCAUCCUAAUUUUUUCCACCAAUAAUGGUGAGGGCUUUUUUUUUUUUUUUUUUUUUUUUUUGGGGUGGGAAACCCCAUCUUGUAAUACAUGAACCAUGAAAAUGGCUACACCUAAAAUUUGUGUGGAAACCUAUUGGUUCUAGUUAAAAAAAUACAUCUGAGCUGGAAGGAUUUUGACAUAUCCAAGGCAUAUACAUUUCUGUUCUUAUCA
Messenger RNA from Quercus robur (English oak), 1804 nucleotides. RefSeq names its product aspartate aminotransferase, mitochondrial-like. Bases 174 to 1448 code for a protein of 424 amino acids. The transcript has 10 exons. NCBI's taxonomy places the organism in Eukaryota, Viridiplantae, Streptophyta, Magnoliopsida, Fagales, Fagaceae. Gene Ontology annotation, molecular function: pyridoxal phosphate binding; L-aspartate:2-oxoglutarate transaminase activity. Gene Ontology annotation, biological process: amino acid metabolic process; biosynthetic process. The record is from RefSeq and is a predicted model, not a curated record. Gene Ontology annotation, cellular component: mitochondrion.